AUGACCUUCUCCAACCUGCCAGACCGUGGGAAGAAUGCUGAAACCACGCACGGACACGCGUACCAUGACGUCCGCAUCGACGGGAACGCCCGGGUCCACCUAGGGAAUUCAUACUAUAACCAGCGAGAUGACCCUCCCAUCCGUCUACCGUACGCUGCGAACGCGGCGUUCAACUCGCGUGCAAAGGAGCAUGAACUCAUCUGCCUCCCUGGCACGCGCAUCGACCUACUGCGUGACAUCUAUGGCUGGGCUGACGGACAGGACGACCGACACAUCUUCUGGCUGAGCGGGCUGGCGGGGACGGGCAAGUCGACCAUCUCGCGGACGGUGGCUCGCGAAUAUCACCAACAGCAGCGUCUCGGCGCUAGCUUCUUCUUCUCGCGCGGCGGCGGCGACGUAGGACACGCCGGCACCUUUGCUACGAGCAUCGCGUUCCAGCUUGCACACAACGUGCCAGCAUCGCGCCAGCACAUCCACAGUGCCGUCAAGGGGCGCAGCGACAUUACCAACCAGUCUCUGCGCGACCAGUGGCGCCACCUUGUGCUCGACCCGCUAUCGAAACUGGAAGGAUCGCUGUCGUACGUCCUAAUUGUCGAUGCGCUCGACGAGUGCGCCAAUGAGAACGACAUCCAGAUCAUUGUGCAGCUGCUGGGCGAAGCUCGGUCGCUGGAGAGAGUGCGGCUGCGGGUGUUCCUGACGAGCAGGCCGGAGGUGCCCAUUCGACACGGCUUCUUCCAGAUACCAGACGCGGAGCACCAGGACUUUCUAUUGCACAACAUAUCGCCGUCGAUCGUGGACAACGACAUAAGCCUUUUCCUGCACCAUUAUCUCCGCAUCGUUGGGCAGGAACGUGGCUUGGACGUCGACUGGCCUGGGCCAGAGACUAUUAAGCAGCUGGUCCGGCGUGCAUGCGGCCUGUUUAUCUGGGCGGCAACUGCGUGGCGAUUCAUCCGCGAUGGGAAGAAGUUCGCAGCUAGGAGGAUGGAGACGAUCCUUGCAAGCAACAGCAGCACUGCCGCAGCUCCAGAGAAGCAUCUCAACGAGAUCUAUGUCACUGUGCUCAACAACUCGGUUGACACCAACUACACAGACGAAGAGAGAACAGAGCACUAUAAGACGUUAAGCGCUCUUAAGCAAGACAUCUGUGGCGUAGAUACUCCUGGCAUGCUUGUAGCCGAGAUAGAGAGACGCAAAGUAGAGCAAAGCCUCCCUCCCGAACUACAGUAUGCAUGCCUGUACUGGGUCCAACACGUUCAGAAGAGCGGGACGGAGCUACGGGACAACGACCAAGUGCACCGAUUCUUGCAGGAGCAUCUCCUCCACUGGCUAGAGGCGCUCGGGUGGAUGGGGAAAGUGUCCGAAGGAGUGUAUGCCAUCGCAUCUUUGGGGUCGUUUGUCGGUUCUCGUGACGGCCCUUCUCUCUCAGCUUUCGUCCACGACGCGAAGCGGUUCGUUCUCUACCACCGGGCAGCGAUUGAGAGGGCGCCUCUGCAGACGUAUAGCGGGCUUGUGUUUGCACCAACAGCAAGCCUAGUAAGGAAGAGGUUCCAAGGCAGCAUACCUCGAUGGAUUCGAGGAGUGCCAAAAGUGGAGGAGGAAUGGAACGCGCUGCAGCAGACGCUCGAGGGCCAUGGGGACUCGGUCACCGCAGUGGCCUUCUCGCCGGACGGCGCGACACUGGCCUCAGCAUCAGACGACAAGACGGUCAAGCUGUGGGAGGCCAAGACGGGAGCGCUGCAGCAAACGCUCGAGGGCCAUGGGGACUAUGUCGCCGCAGUGGCCUUCUCGCCGGACGGCACGACACUGGCCUCGGCAUCAGACGACAAGACGACGGUCAAGCUGUGGGAGGCCAAGACGGGGGCGCUGCUGCAAACGUUGGAUAUCCACGCUGCUGUCUAUACCCUGUCUUUCUCUGAGGACGGUACGCUUCUCCAGACAAACCGUGGGUCUCUGCCUAUACCAGCAGAGCUUCUUCCAACUGAUACACCUACGAAUCGUCUCCCUCUUUCCCCUUCUGUUUUUGUCGAGGACCAGUGGGUGCACCGACAUACUAAGCGUAUCCUUUGGCUUCCUCCCGAUUAUCGGCCAUACUGCAUUGCCGUUCAUGGGGCCAUUGUUGGUUUUGGGUACAAAUUUGGGAGAAUAAUACUGAUGGAGUUCGCUUUCUGA
Aaosphaeria arxii CBS 175.79 is the source of this 2169-nucleotide messenger RNA. RefSeq lists its product as uncharacterized. NCBI's taxonomy places the organism in Eukaryota, Fungi, Ascomycota, Dothideomycetes, Pleosporales. Gene Ontology annotation, molecular function: protein binding. The transcript has 5 exons. Gene Ontology annotation, cellular component: transcription repressor complex; nucleus. Gene Ontology annotation, biological process: negative regulation of transcription by RNA polymerase II. The record is from RefSeq and is a predicted model, not a curated record. Bases 1 to 2169 code for a protein of 722 amino acids.